This is a messenger RNA of Engraulis encrasicolus (European anchovy), 8111 nucleotides long. It is a transcript of the gene srgap2, whose product is annotated as SLIT-ROBO Rho GTPase activating protein 2. NCBI's taxonomy places the organism in Eukaryota, Metazoa, Chordata, Actinopteri, Clupeiformes, Engraulidae. Gene Ontology annotation, molecular function: protein binding. Gene Ontology annotation, cellular component: cytoplasm. Gene Ontology annotation, biological process: negative regulation of cell migration; signal transduction. The record is from RefSeq and is a predicted model, not a curated record. The coding region runs from base 673 to 4197 and encodes 1174 amino acids. The transcript has 26 exons.
CCAGAGAAAUACAUUACAAAGUUGCUGGAAUGAGAAGAACAGAACGGAUUUUCACGAUUCGUAAUAUUCAAAUGGAAUACAACUAUCAAGGCGGAAGACACCCCUUCUGCUGAGCAGCAGCAGCGCAGUGGCCUUGCUGGUGCCGUUGCCUGCCCGUGACUGCACGUGCACUUUGCUGCCCCCAACCGAGAAACUUUUCUGAGCCCCCGGUGGACCCAAACCCCCACACCAGACCACAGACCACACCAGGGCAUCGGCGUCCGGCUCGGAGGAGAGGAGAGGAGAGUAGAGGGGGGCAUGCGAGACUCCCCGUGUGCUGUGCUGUGCAUGUGUUGUGCUACCGUACCGGCGACCGACCGCGGAGUCACAUUUGGACACAAAGCCACUUGGAGAGACUCAGGCAGGGCUGGCCCAACUCAUAAUGCGGGUCUAGUGAACACCGGGAGGAAACAAUACCUGCUACGCCGACUGGACUACCUGCCUGCUUGACUGCCUGCUUGACUGCCAGUCUGUGUUGCGACACUCAUUCAAGUGCUGGAUUUUUACCCAAGCAAGCAGGCUUUGGCGGCCGAUAACAAAAAAAGCAUUUUUUCUUCUUCUUCGUCACUACUGCGCUUCUGAGGAGAGAUUAUAUAGCGGGAGGAGAGCGGUGAUAAUCCGGUGGCAGAUAUCAUGACGUCUCCGGCCAAAUUCCGGAAGGACAAGGAGAUUAUAGCGGAAUAUGAGACGCAAGUUAAAGAGAUCCGGGCCCAGCUGGUGGAGCAGCUCCGGUGUCUUGAUCAGCAGUGUGAGGUGCGGGUGCAGCUGCUGCAGGACCUGCAGGACUUCUUCCGGAAGAAAGCCGAGAUCCAAACGGACUACUCGCGGAACCUGGAGAAGCUCGCCGAGCGCUUCCUCGCCAAGACGCGCAGCACCAAAGACCACCAGUUCAAGAAAGAACAGACAGUGUUUUCUCCAGUCAACUGCUGGAACCUGCUGCUGGGACAGGUGAAGAGAGAGAGUCGUGACCAUGCGACCCUCAGUGAUCUCUACCUCAAUAACAUCAUUCCACGCUUCGCCCAGGUCAGCGAGGACAGUGGACGACUCUUCAAAAAGAGUAAAGAGGUGGGACUGCAGCUUCAGGAGGAUCUGAUGAAAGUUCUCAACGAGCUCUACACGGUCAUGAAGACGUAUCACAUGUACAACACGGACAGCAUGAACGCGGAGAGCAAGCUGAAGGACGCUGAGAAACAGGAAGAGAAGACGUAUGGUCGAUCAGUACGACAGGAAGACAGGCAGUCACCACGGUCACCUGACGCCCUGACGACCGUCAAACUAGACGACAAACACGUACGACGCAGCUCAGUCAAGAAGAUCGAGAAGAUGAAGGAGAAGCGUCAGGCCAAGUACACUGAGAACAGGUUGAAGGCCAUUAAGGCUCGUAAUGAGUACCUGCUGCAGCUGGAGGCCACCAACAGCUGUGUCUUCAAGUACUACAUACACGACCUGUCCGACCUUAUCAACUGCUGUGACCUGGGUUACCAUGCCAGUCUGAACCGCGCGAUCCGUACCUACCUGUCGGCCGAGUUCAACGCGGAGUCCUCCAAGCACACACACCUGGAGAGUCUGGAGACGGCGGCAGAUAACCUGGAGGCCAACGCGGACAAGCAGAGACUCAUGGAGGCCUACAACAACGUCUUCUGCCCACCCAUGAAGUUCGAUUUCCAAUCACACAUGGGAGACCAGAUGGACCAGUUGUGUGCUCAGCAGCCUGUUCAGGUGGAGUUGCUACAGAGAUGCCAACAGCUGCAGUCGCGCCUCUCCACCCUACGCAUCGAGAACGAAGAGGUGAAGAAGACUAUGGAAGCCACUCUGCAGACCAUCCAGGACAUGGUGAGCAUUGAGGAUUACGACGUGACGGAUUGUUUCCAACACACACACUCCAUGGAGAGUGUUCGCUCCAGCGUCUCCGAGUCCUACAUGAGCAAACCCAGUCUGGCCAAGAGACGAGCCAACCAGCAGGAGACAGAGCAGUUCUACUUCACGAAGUUGAAGGAGUACUUGGAGGGACGGAACCUCAUCACUAAACUUCAGGCCAAACACGACCUCAUUGAGAAAACACUGGGGGAGAGUCAGAAGACUGACUACUGCCUUGCCAGUGGCGGUGGAAGGAGGAGCUCCACUGUACGGAAGCAGGACUCUGCUCAGGUUAUUCCUCUGAUGGUUGAGAGCUGCAUUCGCUUCAUUAGUCGCCAUGGUCUACAUCAUGAGGGCAUUUUCAGAGUUUCUGGAUCUCAGGUGGAAGUCAACGACAUCAAGAACGCCUUUGAGCGAGGAGAGGACCCCCUGGCCGGUGAUCAGAAUGACCAUGAUAUGGACUCUAUUGCGGGGGUGCUGAAGCUGUACUUCAGGGGACUCGACCACGCUCUCUUCCCCAAGGAAGUCUUCCAUGACCUCAUCUCCUGUGUCUCGAUGGAGUCUCUCCCAGACAGAGCGGUCCACAUCCGGAAGAUUCUGAUGCCGUUACAAAGCAACACACUGGUCAUCAUGAGAUACCUGUUCGCCUUCCUGAACCAUCUCUCCCAGUACAGUGAGGACAACAUGAUGGAUCCCUAUAACCUGGCCAUCUGUUUCGGGCCCACCUUGAUGUGCGUGCCCGAUACCCAGGACCAGGUGUCGUCACAGGCGCACGUGAACGAGCUCAUUAAGACCAUCAUCAUCCACCAUGACGCCAUCUUCCCUGGGACACGAGACCUGCAGGGACCAGUGUACGACAGGGGAGGACUACCUGAGGAGUAUUGUGAGAGUCCUCAUGGUGAGCCCCCCCUGGUGGACGAACCCGCACCUGACACCAUCUCAGGAAUACAGAACAGCGACGAUGGCUCCUCAUUGGUUGUUUCAGAGUCAGAGCCUCUGGAGGCCAUUGCUCGUUAUGACUACUCUGGACGGACCAACCGCGAGCUCUCCUUCAAGAAGGGGGCGUCUCUCUUGCUGUAUAACCGCGCCUCUGACGACUGGUGGGAGGGGCGUCACAACGGAGCGAGCGGAUUGGUGCCCCACCAGUACAUCACCCUGCAGGACGCGACGGACGGCUUCGGUGGUCGAGGCAGCCCCAAGGCUGAUGCUGAUGAAGAGAGAGUGGCCACUAGGGGGAGUGCCAGCUCUCCGACCGGCGGUCAUGUAGCGGACAUAUACCUGGCCAACCUUAACAAGAUGAGGAAGCAGUCCUCCGGCAGUAUCAGACGAGCGUUCCGUACUGCGGAGGGGCUGAGUGACGUGGUGUCGUCUCCCGUGUCCCCGGUAUCGCCGGGGGCGAUGACUGGGAGCGGUGGCAUGUCCCCUGGCGGUGGAGGCAGCAUGUCGGGCGGACUACGCGCCACCUCCAUGCCCCUUGGAGCCAGCGCAGGCCUCGGAUUGGCUAAGGAGGACAAGAGGCCCAUGAGUGCCCACAGCGUUCUCAACUCCAUAACUCGUCACUCGUCCCUCAAGAGCAAGGUGGAGAGCCCGCAGUUACGCAAAGCCACCUCCGCGGGGCGCUCUAAGAGCUUCAGCAACCACCGGCCCAUAGACCCAGAGGUGUUCUCACAUGUGGAGCACAGCUCACAGGAUAUCGAAGCGACUAUGAACACGGCGUUGAGCGAGCUUCGGGAGCUAGAACGCCAGAGUUCCGCUAAGCACGCACCCGACGUCGUCCUGGAUACGCUGGAACAGCUCAAGUCCUCAUCAGGAGGCGGGGUCGGAGGCGGAGUGAUCAGCAUUGGGGGUGGGGCAUCGGAACCCUCCAGCCCCCUGCACUCCCGCCUCCUGCGCGAGGUCGACGUCCCCUUGACGCACUCGCACCUGCAGCGCAGCUCCAGCUCCGCCUCGGAUGUCCAGACCAGCACAUUCCGACCAGCUAAAGGAGGCUCCUCCCCCAAAAGCCCGCUCCUGGCCUCCUCCUCCAACCCUCUGGCCUCAUCGUCCUCCUCCACCUCCCUGGGAGGAGGAGUCAGCAGUGGGGGUGUUGGUCUCUCCUCCUCCUCCUCGUUUCGGGAUAGCAGGGGUCCACCUGCCACGCGGCCCAAGCCAGUGGUCUUCCCCAAGAGUGGGGGGGCCGGGGCGUCAGGAGGGGGGAGUGGUGUUGGAGGGGGUGGAGCUAUUGGGUCCUCGUCCCCGACAACCACCACCCCACCUCCUCCGCCUCCACCCCCGCCUGCCGACAAGUCCUGUCCCGUGUGAACCACACACACACACACAUACACACACACAAACCCACAAACACACACACACACACCAAAUAUACCCCCCAAUAUAUAACCCCUACCCCAGAGGUGGAGCAAUAGGAGGGGCAAGCUGGGCAUUUGCCCCAGGGCCCUCCUGUAUGGAUGGUGGGGGCCCUAUUGCGACCUUGGCAGCCCAUAUGGGGGGCCAUAUCAGUGUUUUUCCCUGGUGCCCUGUUUGCAAUCAUUUCGCCUCUGCUCCCCACCCCAAAUGUACCUGAGCUACCAGCCACCUCACCCACCCCUCUCUCUCUCACACACACACACACACACACACACACACACACACACACACACACACACACACACACACACACACACACACACACACACCCUCCUGCUUCUUUGGCCCAGGAGCUGGUCUCAAACUCUUUGUAUUUUUUUAUAUUUUACUUCCAAACGCCUUCUAUGGUCAAGAUGAGUUGUUUUAUAAUGGUGUGGUGACGAUGACGAUGAUGAUGAUGAUGAUGAUGAUGAUGAUGAUGAUGAUGAUGAUGACUUCUAUUCUGGAGUGGGGUGGUAGCAGUGGUCUUGAUGUGUGAUGUAAGGGGUGAUUGUGUGGAAUGUUUUGGGAGUGUUUGGACUGAAGUGGAUUGUUUGCCGUGUAGCGCAUUCACUCUCUCACACACACACACACACACACACACACACACACACACACACACACACACACACACACACACACACACACACACACACACACACACACAGACUUACUAUAACCACACGGACUAAAACACACAAACUAAUUUUACAGCUUUUUGUAGUUUUUAUUUUGUUUUAUUUUAAUUUAAUUUGAACCAAAUGACCAAGAAAAGACCCACAGUGGCAGACCCACACUCACUCAGCAGAGACAUCAACUGUGAAGCAAUACAAAAUGGAGGACAUUACAAAAUGGUGGACAAUUCAAAAUGGUGGAAAAUUCAAAACGGAGGACAUUACAGUAGAAUGGUGGACAAUACUGUACAUCACCAUACACGCUGCUUAACAAGGGGAAACGGAACUAGCCAACACACCGAUGGAGAAAGAGAGUGAGGUGGAGCGAAAGAAGAGAGAUGGAGAGAGAGAAGAGAAGGGAUGGAGAGAGGGAGAGGAAAAGACAGAAAGAGCGGGAAUGAUGAAAAGAAAUUAAACGAAUGCUCAGGAUAUGGACACAGGUGUGAGGUGUUUGUGUAUGUGUGUUUAUAUAUUGCAUGUAGGGAACUGCGGUGAAAUGGACUUUUAUUGAACUUUCAUGGAUGUGACUUUUUUUCUUUCUCUUUUUUUAAAAUUGCGCCUUGCUUGGCUGUGGAGGCUUUUAAUAGGUUGGUGUGGGGCAGGAAGGCGGGACUCUCUAUUCUCUCUUCUCACACUAUACUGUACGUCUCACCAGCCUGGAGUGUGUGUGUGUGCAUGCGUGUGUGUGUGAGUGUGUUUGCCUCAAGCCCAAGGAAACCCAGGAACGACUCACUAAACAGGACAAAACCAGCCCGAAAAAACAAACUCAUGGAAAUGUCCUAGAAAAUGAUUGGGAGUGGGAACCCUAAUACUCUCCUGCUCUGCUGUUAUACUCUUGUACUCUUCAAAUCACAACACAGUGGACACCUACUCUACUCUACUACUCCACUCUAUUCUAUUCUACUCUACUCUACCUUACUACUCUAAUCUACUCUACUGCUCUAAUCUACUCUACUACUCUACUCUGCUCUGCUCUGCUCUACCCUACUACUCCGCUCAGCUCUACUUCUCUACUCAACUGUACUCUACUCUACUCUCCUGUACUGCAAUACAGUUCUAUUCAACUCUCCCCCUAGUAAACUAGGCACGUAUAGCACCUAACUUGCAAUAACUCAUUACUAAUACGUCUGAAUGAUGAAUACAAUGCAAAACAGCUCAGCGCAUAGUACUUAUACUGUAUACACAGUACUGUCUAUUUAAAAGGACUCUCUUGCAUUCAUUACAUUCUAUUCAUAGUGAAAUACUCAGACAUUCACACACACAAAGGCACAUGCAAACACAGACACAGUUAGACUGACACACACACACACACACACACACACACACACACACACACACACACACACACACACACACACACACACACACACACACACACACACACACACACACACCUCGCCUUGAGCCCACCAGCUUAGCAUGUCUAGGGCCAGUGAACUAGAACCAUAGACAACGCAAACACACACACACAUGCGUGCACAGUGUUCGCCUGACAAGCAAACUGUGUGGUGUCUGUGAAACUCCAUGUACUGUAUGUAUUGUAUACGUUGUCUAACUCUGCCGAGUCGUAGAACUCAGUCAUGUCUCCAUGGUGAUAUGGUAAUAACACAUGUCCAUGGUGAUAUGGGCCAUUCCUUUAUGUACAGUGUUGCUUUAUUUUUUUUAUUUUUCAAAGCCAAGCGUUGAAAUGUUUAAUAACACGACUUAUAACUGGAAACAAGAUGAGGAUGACGAUGAUGAUGAUGAUGAUGAUGUCGAAGUCUUAUGCAGAACUUAAGAUGUUUUUUUGUUUGAAUGUUUUUACUUUAAAUGUUUUUGUUUAAAAGUGCAGUAAAAAAUGGCGCUUCUAUCUUACGUGGGAGAAAAAAACUGUAUCUGCUAUCUCUCACUUCGAUGACUUUCCACAGGUCAUAUGACAGUAACUAUACUCCUACUGUCUGUAUGUGGCCGUGACGUCCUAUAAUGUUGUAUAAUGAGCGUGUAUGUGUGCGUGCGUGUGUUUGUGUGUGGUGUGUUGUAGGUGGAGGGACUGUGUGUGUGUUCAAUACCUCAUUUGAGAACUGGAACCUGUGUAGUCCUGAGAAUGAUAUUGAAGUGUUUGUGUGCGUGUGUUCGGGGAAAAGGAAUUGUACUAACAAACAUACAUCAGCAUUCUGUGUUAAGUGUGUGUGUGUGUGUGUGUGUGUGUGUGUGUGUGUGUGUGUGUGUGUGUGUGUGUGUGUGUGUGUGUGUGUGUGUGUGUGUGUGUGUGUGUGUGCGCGUGCGUGCGUGCGUGUGUGUUUGUGUGUGUCCAUCAGGACAAUACACUGUCAAUGUGAUUUUUGGGGCCAUCCCCACCCCAUAGUGUGUGCGUGCGCGUGUGUUUGACAUGAGUGUUGUUGAUUAUUAUUAUUUUGUAAUCAUUCUUAAUCACGGGGGCUCAUGACCAUUGUAAACAAGUAUGUAAACAAAAAGCAAAAACAAGCAAACAGAAAAAAAGACAAAAAGAAUUGCCUCUAUUGAGAGAUAUUAUAUGUACAGAUGCAAAUAAUCCAGCAGCGCAGAUGUCUCACCUGCUCUGUAUGUUAGUGGCCAGGGGAGAUGUGAUGUCACGAGACAAAACAAGAUGAGACACACACCUGUUGAGGUGACACACACACCCGUUGUGGUGACACACACAUGUCGAGAUGACACACACCUGUGUGUGUUCUGUUAUCCAUGUGCAUAUAAGCAUAUACCGUGGGGGUAUUCCAAGAACAUAGUUCAAUAGUAAACCAGAUCAGGUUGAUCUUGUGGCUGUGGUAAAUCAUCUAAUAGAAGAGCCCGGAGUCAUCCAUUGUUUUCUUAACUGAAUGGCGACCUGUGGCCUAUCUACCGUAUCUAUUAGCAGGUUUACCACUUCACUUCACUUAGCCAGGUAUUACGUUUAACCAUGUUGUUCUGGUGAUAACUACCCCAUGUCUCCUGUACAUGACAGAGGUACAGCGCCCUCUCCUGGUGUGUUUUGGUACAAUGAUAAUGAUGAUGUACAGUCCUAUGCCGUAUAUAUAGCCCUGUAAUAGCACUCUAUUGCCAGUAGACCCUCCCAUAGACUCCCAUGUAGUAGCUCUAGUAGAAAACUCAACCCUCUCUUCCCUUCUUCUUCUUUUUUAAAUAAACAUUGCUUGCUAUAAACCA